AAUCCACAAUCACAAAACAUAACCAUGGCCAUCACCAAACUCUCCAUCCCAAUGCCAUGCACUGGUCCUAUUACCAUUGCCGGCAUUCUAACUCUCCAAGGAAGAUACACUAGUAGUCCAUUUUUGCGCCGUCAUGACAGUCCUCCUCUUUUAGCUACGACGACUAAAAUACGAUCUCGUACUCAUGGUGAAUUGCAUCAAAUCAUUUAUAACCAAGCAUCUCUUCCGGAGAGUGACAAGAGGGGAAAAAUCAGCACAGGGAAUAAACCUGCAGGAAAAGUGAUCAUUGGAGUUGUUGUAGGCUUGUGUGUUAUCAGUGUUAUGUCAAGAAGAUAUGAAGCACAGAUCAUGAGCCCGGUGCCAAAUUUUGGCUUCAUGAGCCAAGUCUUUGAAAAUUUUAAGUAUCCAAAACAAGAUAAAUCUCUCGCUGACUCGCUGGAAAAGCUUGAUAUGCUGAUGAGGGUGGCAAUCAACCUAUCAAAGGAUUCAUCUGACAUUGAAUUGGAAAAAGUGAGAGCAGCCUCGGGAAAAAAUUACUUAUGUGGAUUAAAAGUUGUCGACCAAUUUAUAGAGGAGGGGAAAUAUGAAGAGGCUGAGAAGGAAUGUGAGAAGGUAGAAAAAUUGAAUCCUAGCAGUAUUUUUGAUAACAGCGUUGUACUUCGAAAGUUUAUUGCAUUGGCAGGACAAGCAAAGACACAUUUGGAACAGUACAUCAUGAUCAAGGAACCCAAAAGUUUGCAAUAUUUGCAAAAAGCAACGCAAGCAAAAGGACAAUUUAAUUCCUCGAUUGACUCGGAUUGAGCAACGCAAGCAAAUACACAAAUUAAUUCAAAAAUUGACUCCGAUUGUCAAUAACGAGUUUAAGGGGGAGGACUUGAGAAAUAGUAAAAAAGAAGGCAACUAUGCAUUUUCGAAGUUUACCGACAAGAUGAAGAUGGCUGAGGAACAAUUUUAAAAUUUUGAGACGAUGGAGGAAGAGAGAAUCAACCCACCCCAAGAUGCGGAUUAACAAAUUAACCACUGAUGCACAGAAGCCCAUCACAAUUGAUGUCAUUAUCUAAAUCUGGAUUUCUUUUUAAUAUACUAUCUAAUUUAUGAGAGAAUGCUGGAAGCUUAAAAGAAAAAAAUUAUAUGUUUUCAUUAUUAUAUAUUUUAUACCAAGCAAUAUAUAUAUAUAU
Messenger RNA from Dioscorea cayenensis subsp. rotundata (Guinea yam), 1178 nucleotides. RefSeq lists its product as uncharacterized. The transcript has 7 exons. The coding region runs from base 25 to 801 and encodes 258 amino acids. Lineage: Eukaryota; Viridiplantae; Streptophyta; Magnoliopsida; Dioscoreales; Dioscoreaceae. The record is from RefSeq and is a predicted model, not a curated record.